This is a messenger RNA of Chenopodium quinoa (quinoa), 945 nucleotides long. RefSeq lists its product as uncharacterized. NCBI's taxonomy places the organism in Eukaryota, Viridiplantae, Streptophyta, Magnoliopsida, Caryophyllales, Amaranthaceae. The coding region runs from base 1 to 945 and encodes 314 amino acids. The transcript has a single exon. Gene Ontology annotation, molecular function: zinc ion binding; nucleic acid binding. The record is from RefSeq and is a predicted model, not a curated record.
AUGUCGAACCUUGCCAAGCUUGAAUUUGUGGCCCUUGAUAUUAUCGGAAAGAAUUAUUUAUCAUGGGUGUUAGAUGCUGAAAUACACCUAGAUGAUAAAGGCCUUAGUGAAACCAUUAAGGAGGCUAAUGAGGCAAUACCUCAAGAUAAGGCUAAAGCCAUGAUUUUCCUUCGCCAUCACCUCCAUGAAGGGCUCAAAAAUGAAUAUUUAACUAUGAAAGACCCACAAAUCCUUUGGAGUAAUCUAAAGGAAAGGUAUGACCACCAAAAAACAGUGAUACUCCCUAGAGCUCGUUAUGAAUGGCUGAAUUUGAGAUUGCAAGAUUUUAAAUCUGUUAGUGAAUAUAACUCAGCUAUGUUUAAAAUAAAUUCUCAUUUAAAAUUAUGUGGAGAAAAUAUUACUGAUGCAGAAAUGCUUGAAAAGACAUACUCCACUUUCCAUGCAAAUAAUAUUGUCAUGCAGACACAAUAUAGAGAAAAAGGUUUUAAAAAAUAUUCUGAAUUAAUAUCUUGUCUUCUUGUGGCUGAACAAAAUAACGAGCUGUUAAUGAAAAAUCAUGAAUCACCUCCUACUGGCUCUACUCCAUUCCCUGAAGCGAAUGUGACAACCCAUAACGGGAAAGAAACUAAAAACAGAGACCAUUCCAGCAGUAGUGGUCGAGGUAGAGGUCGUGGUCGCGGUCGUGGCCAAUGGCGUGGUCGCGGUCGUGGGCAUGGUUUUAAUGGAUAUGGUAGAGGUCGUGGAGGUCAUUACACAAAUUCACAUUCCCACCAAAAGUGGGAACGUAGGGAUGAUAAAGAAAAAAAUGAGAUCAAUAUAUGUUACCGUUGUGGAGGAAAAGGUCAUUGGUCUCGGGUUUGUAGAACUCCAAAGCAUCUUGUUGAAAUUUAUCAAGAAUCAAUGAAGAAAGGAAAGAAAGUUGAGGCAAACCUUGUUCUUGGGUGA